UAUAGAAAAUUGCAAAAAAAUGAGUAAAAAGAAAGGUACUUGCAAAUGUCCUCCACAUCUCCAGCAGUUCUGCAAACAUUCACAGCACAAGCGCGUCGAGCACAUUGACGUUGAAGAUGUCAUCCAAGCACUCGCCAACGAUGAAAUCCAAUCAAAAGACAAGUCAGCUAAGAAAGCACUUAAUGUCCCAACGAAUUUUAAAACAAAGCCGUUUAAACCGCGGCACUUCAAGGAUACCUGUGUGCCCAUGAGACCUUCAAUGCACACCAGAUUGCGCUACAUAACCCACUGUCCUACAGAAGCCAAUGAUGGCAAGGCAAGAAACAUCUACAUGAGCCGCGAUUUCGGCUCCUCGUCAGAAGAAGAACUCGUGCAAUCGGGGCAGAAGAAGUUCAAGAAGAAAGUCCGGUAUUACGACCUCAGUCCGGGCGACAUCCACCUCACGACUCCGUGUCCCGUCGUGAAACACACCGCGUCUGAUGAUUUUAUUGUUGACGUGGGAAGCCCUAAAACUAGUGGAGAGGUAAUUCGAGCUCAAGAGGCUAAAGUGAGACCAGGAGAAUGGAAGCCCCCUCUGCCUGCUAAAUCGGGACACGAACUGUUUAAACCUCAUAGCGGAAUCGUUAUCAACCAAGACAAGUCGUAUGUCCCAGAUGUUGUGCACCUACCGGGGAAAAUGAAACUCCAAAAAACAAUGAAACUGAGGCCUUGUCAUAAGAAAGGGGUGUGUAAGAGCAAAUCGUGCCCCAGAAAGAAAUGCCGGAAGUAUCAGGCCCGAAAACGCCGAGGAGGUCUUGUUACGUUAAAAAGUGGCGGUGGUCGGUCCCGAUCAAGAUCACUUACGUCAGGAGCGACUGAUGGGAAGCCCAGGGCGAAAGGGCUGGCAAGACAUGUGAAAGACGACGAUUCGAACUGUGGUCUUGAUGAGAUACCUAGACCAGAACACGCGUUUAUACCACCUAAUUUGAAAAAGGGAAUGUUGGAUACCCAUUCGUUGACAGUUUUGCCAUGCACUAAGGAGAAAAGCAAUAUACAUUACGGCAUAUUGAAUGGAUCCUUUAACAUGUACGACAGCAAAUUCGGGCCAAAAUCUAGGGGACGGCAAGCACUAACGAUGAGUGUGAUGGCGUAUUGCCUGGCGUUCCACUAUCACCCGAAGCAAUGGACUUCCAAGUUGAUUGACAGUCUCGUGGAUUCUGGAGACGCAUGGUAUUUACAAUGUUUGGAAAAGGUUCAUGAUCAUUCAGCAAUAGGAGGAAUUUGCGAAGUUUUGCCGUACGGAAAGAAGCAAACAUUAGUCCUGAAUGGCAAGAAGAUGCAAGUUCUGUUGGGGGAGCCCGACGUGAUCGGCUACACGAUGUCCAAAGACCCCACCGUUUACAACCUAUGUAGAGGCUUAAUAGCGUUCUUUAAGGAUCACAGAGCCGGGAUCUUAUUGACAAGGGUUUUAAAAUUAGUGGUCUGGAAGGACAAAGUAUGCUAUUACAUAUUUGACCCUGCUGGUAGAGAUUCGAGAGCAUAUUCCAACUACGCCAACGGUACAGCUGCUGUAAUAAAUGUCGUGGACGUAAAGUCGGUAGCCGAAGUGUUGUUGUCUCGUUCCAUCUUAGACGAUCAAAGAUACGUACUGGCAUCUCUCAAGGUAUUGAGGAUGGUUAAAGAAAAUGCAGACGAAGAUUUCGAAUCAGACCCAGAACUUACUCAGGCUGAAAAAGCAAUGUUGGGUUAUAGAAUAAUGAAUGAAAACUGUGCUAUAGUCAAUGCUAAUAUGCAUCUCGGCGAACGGUGCUUUGAAGAAGCGAAAUAUCGCCAGGCCGUGCCAAUAGCUGUCGUAGCCAUGACCUACGCCAAGAUAUCUCCUCCCAACACUUGGUUUUCCAAGACGCUAGAUAAAAUAUUGCGUUUAGGAAAUAAGUUGUACCACGAAUGUAUACACCCAAAUGUCUUGAUUGACUUGACUAUUGACAACAUUCCAAAUGUGAUAACGCUCGGGCCAUAUGCUUGUGAGAUCAUCAUUUACCGGGAGCGGGUUAAAGGGCAACUGUUUACUCCCAAAGAGUGCAUAUUUAAUAUCAGAUCUGGUUUAAUGGAUUUCUUCAGUCACGAGUACAACAGCGGUAUUCUGGAGUUUAAUCAUUAUUAUAUGGCAGUCUGGCGACAAAAGGAAAUGUUCUACUUGUUUGACCCUUACCCGCGCACUGUCGACGGUUCGAGGUCGUUCAAAUCGGGGCGAGCAUGCUGCUGGAUGCUGCUCAAUCCGGAGAGUAUGGCGCAAGUGAUCAUUAAAAACUUCGACUACAUGCCGGCUACCACUCAGUUUUAUGUUCAUGCCUUUAAAGUUUUGAAACUGAAGAAGAAACAACCCAAGGCGGCGUUGGUGUGUACUCUGAGUGACGAAAAUAUCCCCGAUAAAAAGAAAAUCAAGCGCACGGUUCUACACGCCGCGAAGUCCAGAGGCGACAGCAGGGAGGUUAUCCACGACGUCAUGCCAGCCGCCAGCUCCGUCUCGCCGAAAAUGGACGAAGAGCAAAUGGGAGACAUCGUGUCGUUGGUCGACAGUAUACAGGACGACUAUGUGCCCUCGAUACCGCUAAAGUACAAGCAUAUGCCCCCGGAACCGUUCGAAGAAAGAGUCGUGAACCUGGACUCGCCGACGGUGUCGGUGACGCAGGUGGUGCCGCCGUGGCCGGCGCCGCGCGACAAGAGCCACGAGCCGCCGGAGCCCGACCCCAGCCCCGAGCCCACGCCGCCGCCCACGCCGCCUCCGCCGCCGAUUCCCGAAGGUGGCGUAGAAGAGGAGGAGCCACCGGUGGAAGAGGAGGAAGACGAGGAAGCGAAGAAAGAGAGGUUAGCGAGGAAGAAAGCUGAAGAGGAAGAGGCCCGCAGGAAGGCCGAGGAGCUGCCUCCGCCGCUGCCGCCGCCGCCGUCCCCGCAGCCCGAGCCCGCUGAGGAGCUCCACCCUCUGGAGAUCCCUAUGAACGAGCCGGCCGAGGUGGAGGCCGCGCCGCCACCGGGCGUCGAACGCAAGUUGCUGCUCACCGAGGACGCGCACCGCCGCUUCAAGCUGCGCGCCCUGCGCCGCAAGACGACCGCUCCCCUCACCGACGACGCUCUCGUCCGCACAGCCUCGCAGGAACUCAAGCAACCCAGCAACUUCAAAUCACUCCCCGACAACACCGAGAUCAUCCGAGGCUCUUCAUCCAUAUCCGAUAUAGACGCCCUCCCCUUCGCAUCCAUCAUGGCGGUCGUCACUUCCUACAAGUACAUGAUCAACACGUGGGGGAAAGGCAUUGUGGACUUCGGUGUGACGUCAGGGAAAGAGCUGCAUUCGAGCAAGAGGGAACGGUUCCAGACUGCACCGGUGCAUGUCAUUCCGAAGAUUGGAAUCGGAAAACAGGCAUACAGCGCCACCAUCGACGUAGUAGGCGAAGGGGCGACAUGGGAAAUGGAGGACAUUCUCACUCGCAAGUUCCUCCCGAAGCACGACCGCGGCAUCAUCACGACGUCGACGUACAGCUGCGCGUUCUUCGUGAAGAACGGGUUGUACUACCUGUACGACCCCAGCCCGUGCAACCCCAUGGGGCUGAUGGACGACAAGGGCAAAGGCUCGGCUUGCCUGUUGCGGUUUAGAACCCUUCACGACCUUGUCGCCAGCCCGUGCAACCCCAUGGGGCUGAUGGACGACAAGGGCAAAGGCUCGGCUUGCCUGUUGCGGUUUAGAACCCUUCACGACCUUGUUGCCAGCCCGUGCAACCCCAUGGGGCUGAUGGACGACAAGGGCAAAGGCUCGGCUUGCCUGUUGCGGUUUAGAACCCUUCACGACCUUGUUACCAGUGACGAGGGGGGUCCGUUCUUGCAGUUAGUCCUCCUAAGAUACGGGUUGUACUACCUGUACGACCCCAACCCGUGCAACCCCAUGGGGCUGAUGGACGACAAGGGCAAAGGCUCGGCUUGCCUGUUGCGGUUUAGAACCCUUCACGACCUUGUUGCCAGAGCAAAGGCUCGGCUUGCCUGUUGCGGUUUAGAACCCUUCACGACCUUGUUGCCAGGUGAGAAACAAAUAACUCCCUUAAAUGUCGAAUGUAACAUAAGUGACGAGGGGGGUCCGUUCUUGCAGUUAGUCCUCCUAAGAUACGGGUUGUACUACCUGUACGACCCCAGCCCGUGCAACCCCAUGGGGCUGAUGGACGACAAGGGCAAAGGCUCGGCUUGCCUGUUGCGGUUUAGAACCCUUCACGACCUUGUUACCAGGAUAAAUUACAACAGGGAUGGAACGACAGAAGAUCAACAGUUCAUAGCGAGCGCAUUACUCGUGCGGCGGCUGUUGGCGCAGCCGCGCUACAAGCUGCCGGAGGACUACGAGUACGACAAGAUGGCGCCCAAGUCGAACAAAUCCAAGUCCACUCUUGUCCCCGAGGCGAAACCUACAAAAAGAACCUCCAUAACAAUCGAAGAACCAAAGAGUAAAACUAAAAUAGGUUACUCGCCAUGUGACGGUGUGUACAAAAUAGAAGGAACCACUUGCCUCAAAGAUAGGUCAGGCAGUUCGAACAUGAAGUCCUGCCAUUUUGUGAGCCUAAUGGCCAUGUUGAUGGCCACUAUGCAUCCUAUCAGGACUUGGGAUCACACGAUGGUGGACACCUGCAUAGAGAAAGGUGUAGAGAUAUAUGAAAAAGCAACAAAUUUAGCACCAUGCGAAAAAAGAGUGAUUAAAAACGUUAUCAUGGAUGGCAAAUUCAUGAAUGUAAACAUCAAAAAAAUAAUAGUAAUAAACAACAAUGCAGAAAAGAAAAUAGAACAGUACAUAAGCGCCGUAUCACGACGACUUCGGUACUUCCUGAUACAUUUCCCGCAGUGCAGUUUGGUGGUGUGCCAUUCCGACGGGUACUACCACUUGUUCGACCCGUACGAGUCUCCCAAGGAGGAACCUUAUGACAAGAGUGGAGCCGAAUCGAAGCCGUGCGGGCCGUACGCCUCGUGGACGCUGUACCGUUCCCAAGAUGCAUUAGUUAACAGGCUGAGAAAAACAGUCGCCGGCAAAACCGUAGAGACACCCUCGUUUUAUACUUUCGAAUUAACAUCAAUUAAAACUGCUCCGCGACAUUCAGCCCUCAACUACAGACUCAGCCCUCUGUUUAAGCCGGACGAGAACCCGAAUUCACCAUACUUGAAAUACAGGAGGGUACGUCCUUUGGUAGACGAAAAAAUGUACUGGCUGAAUGUCGAGACCAUACCCUGGUCCAGAAUGAAUCCAACCAACGACUUAGGAUUCCCACGUAAAACGCCCCGUACUUUAUGGAAGGAAUGGGAUAUAGAAUUCCCUGGGGAUCUAUAUUCACUGUGGGGCUCCUUACACCCGCUCGAUACUAAGUUUGAUGAGAGUAAUCGCGGUAAACAAUACUUGGCCACUAGUGUAGUCGCUCUAGUCAUGUCGCAAGCCUGCCACCUCAGCGCGUGGACUGGCAGCUUCCUGGACGGCAUCGUCAACGCCGGAGACAGGUAUCACAAAAAAUGUGCAGAAAAGAUCGGGAAAGCGGAAAACCAUGAGUUAGCAGUUACAGAUUUGGAUGGGAAAUUUGAUGACAUGUUUCCGUACUCAUUUAGUGCUAAAUUCGACAACAUAAUAUUCGGCUUUGUGUACAAUAUGCUGCCAGAUAGAUUUAACCUAAGUAAAGCAUUAGACUAUUUCUUUGAAAGUCACGACUUGGGCCUGUUAGUUAGCCCUACCAAGAACUUGGCAUUUGGACGAAGUGGUAGAUCUUAUUUCAUGUUUGAUUGCCAAAGCUAUGGUGCACCAAUUUUUUGCCCCGGACAAGGUUCAUCGUAUAUGCUUAAAUGUGAAAGUUUGAAUAGACUCGUUUAUUGUAUGACAUUAACUCUAAAUAUAAGGAGACAUGGAAUACAAUUCCACUUAUUUAGCGUGAACAUUGCACUUACAGAAAAAACUAAAUAAUGAUUCCAUUAAUGGUAAAUUAUAAUUGUUAUUGUAAUGUUUUGACCUCAUUGGCUUCCGUUUGAUUAAAUAUUGUUAACAUACCUA
Leguminivora glycinivorella is the source of this 6040-nucleotide messenger RNA. RefSeq lists its product as uncharacterized. The record is from RefSeq and is a predicted model, not a curated record. The transcript has 28 exons. Bases 20 to 5953 code for a protein of 1977 amino acids. Lineage: Eukaryota; Metazoa; Arthropoda; Insecta; Lepidoptera; Tortricidae.